This is a messenger RNA of Saccharomyces cerevisiae S288C, 87 nucleotides long. RefSeq lists its product as uncharacterized. The coding region runs from base 1 to 87 and encodes 28 amino acids. The transcript has a single exon. The record is from RefSeq and is marked reviewed. NCBI's taxonomy places the organism in Eukaryota, Fungi, Ascomycota, Saccharomycetes, Saccharomycetales, Saccharomycetaceae.
AUGAAUCUCAAUGCAUAUUUUGAAGCAUAUCAAGCCAUUUUUCCUUUUCUGUUGGAGGCAUUUUUAAGGAAAGAACAAAAAGUAUAA